Labrus mixtus (cuckoo wrasse) is the source of this 1533-nucleotide messenger RNA. It is a transcript of the gene ghrhr2, whose product is annotated as growth hormone releasing hormone receptor 2. NCBI's taxonomy places the organism in Eukaryota, Metazoa, Chordata, Actinopteri, Labriformes, Labridae. Gene Ontology annotation, biological process: cell surface receptor signaling pathway; adenylate cyclase-modulating G protein-coupled receptor signaling pathway. The record is from RefSeq and is a predicted model, not a curated record. Gene Ontology annotation, cellular component: plasma membrane. Bases 1 to 1302 code for a protein of 433 amino acids. The transcript has 12 exons. Gene Ontology annotation, molecular function: G protein-coupled peptide receptor activity; peptide hormone binding.
AUGAAGUUCAGUCUGACUGCUGCUGUUUACAUCCUGAUCAUCACACUGUGCAUGGUUUGGUCAACUCACCCGGAAUGCUCGAUAGUUCUUCAUCUCCAAGAGAAAGAAAACGAGUGUAACCUGGAGAUGGAGACCACCAACAAAACUGCAGCCUGUGUGGUGGAGUGGGACGGAGUGAGCUGUUGGCCGGCCGCCUCUGAAGGAGAGAUCGUCUCUGUUCUCUGUCCUCUGCUGCUGCUGAAACCUGAAACUCCUCCAGUUCCAAUCACGAGGAGCUGCACAGAACAAGGAUGGAGCGAGCCGAGUGUGCCGUAUUAUAAAGCCUGUUACUAUGACGCUCCUGAGGAAGAUGAAGACAUGAGGAAUGAGAAGAAUUACUUUGACGUCCUGAAGUUGAUCUACAGUGUUGGAUAUGGACUUUCUCUGGCUGCUCUCCUCGUCGCUGUUCUGCUUUUCUGCUCCUUCAGGAAGCUUCUCUGCACGCGGAACUACAUCCACCUGAAUCUGUUCCUGACCUUCAUCCUCAGGAGCGUCGCCGUGUUCGUCAAAGAUUUUGUUUUAUUUGCAGACAAAAGCACAAACCACUGCACCGUGUCCACAGUCGGAUGUAAAGCCGCCAUUUCGUUCUUCCACUUCUGUGUUUUAUCAAACUUCUGCUGGCUGUUGGUGGAGGGUCUGUACCUGCAGACUCUGCUGAUCUUCACCUUCACUCAGACCUCAAAGAUCUUCAGGAUAUACUUCUCUGUCGGCUGGGGUAUGAAGUGUUUUCAUGUGUCUGUGUGUCCUUAUGUAGUUUCUCUUAUCCACAGUCUGAUUAUCUCAGGGACUCCGUCUGUGACCGUUGUGAUCUGGGUCCUGCUGAAAACUCACCUUGAUGAUGAGGGGUGUUGGGACGACCUGGAGAGCAGCUUGUGGUGGAUUAUAAAGAUUCCCAUCCUGCUCUCUAUAUUUAUAAACUUUGUGAUCUUCCUGAACAUCAGCAGGAUCAUCGUUCUAAAGGCAACGCAGAUGAACCCGAGUGAGAAGCAGGUGAUCAGGACGCUCGUCCGCUCCACGCUGCUCCUCAUCCCUCUGUUUGGAGUUCACUACGCGCUGUUCGCUCUGAUACCUGAACACGUCGGGGUGAAGCCUCGGCUCGUCUUCGAGUUAGUUUUAGGAUCCUUCCAGGGUUUCAUAGUUGCUCUGCUGUACUGCUUUCUAAAUGGGGAGGUACAAAAAGAAAUUCAGGGCGCUGUGAGAAGAUACCGGACUGACACAAAGACAAACGACAUAAAUCUUCAAACACAAGAAUACCUCAACUGAAGUCAACUCACAGAAGAAGAACACAGAUUUCAUUUUCAAGUUUUUACUCAACAGAAGCUGACACAGGAAGCUGCUUCUUCUUCACAGAAUGUUUUAUCCUCUGAUGUGUCAUAGAAGUAAAACAUUUAACUGAACAGUAGACUCAUUAGCCUUCUCUAGAUUUAUAUCAUCACACUCUAUGUACUAUGUUUCAUUUUAAACUGUAAGAACAUCAGUUAAUAAAUAGAUGAA